This is a messenger RNA of Colletotrichum aenigma, 1710 nucleotides long. RefSeq names its product FACT complex subunit ctc-1 (gene ctc-1). The record is from RefSeq and is a predicted model, not a curated record. The transcript has 5 exons. Gene Ontology annotation, molecular function: DNA binding; histone binding; nucleosome binding. The coding region runs from base 1 to 1710 and encodes 569 amino acids. Lineage: Eukaryota; Fungi; Ascomycota; Sordariomycetes; Glomerellales; Glomerellaceae. Gene Ontology annotation, cellular component: nucleus; FACT complex.
AUGGCAGCCAUCGAGAGUUUCGACAGCAUCUACCUGGACCUCUCCAAGGAGAGCGGCAAGUGCAGAUUCGCCGAGAGCGGUCUCGGAUGGAAGCCUGCUGGUGGCGGCGACACCUUCACCCUCGACCACAGCAACAUCGCCUCAGCGCAUUGGAGCCGAGCUGCCAAGGGCUACGAGAUCAAGAUCCUCAACCGCGAUUCGCGCAUCAUUCAACUGGAUGGCUUCCAACAAGAGGACUACGAGCGCUUGAGCAAGAUCUUCAAGAGCUGGUACAGUACCAAUCUUGAGAAUAAGGAGCACUCCCUCAGAGGUUGGAACUGGGGCAAGGCCGAUUUCGGGAAGGCCGAGCUGGCAUUCCACGUCCAGAACCGUCCCGCCUUCGAAAUUCCUUAUUCAGAGAUCUCAAAUACCAACUUGGCUGGUCGCAACGAAGUCGCUGUCGAAUUCUCUGCCCCAACGGACAAGAAUGACACCGGCACCAACGGUGCCCUGGGCGGUGCACGCGGCAAGGGCAAGAAGGCUGGUGCCGGCAAGGAUCAGCUCGUGGAGAUGAGAUUCUAUAUCCCUGGAACUGUCAAGAAGGAGGCCGACGGCGAAGACGGCGCUAGUGAUGCCGGCGAGGAAGAGAAGAACGCUGUCGCUCUGUUCUAUGACACCCUUAUGGAGAAGGCCGAGAUUGGCGAGACUGCUGGUGAUACUAUCGCCACCUUCUUGGACAUUCUGCACCUUACCCCCAGAGGACGUUUCGACAUCGAUAUGUACGAUGCUUCUUUCCGCCUGCGUGGUAAAACCUACGACUACAAGAUUCAAUACGAUGCCAUUAAGAAGUUCAUGGUUCUGCCCAAGCCCGACGAGACACACGUUCUCCUGGUCAUUGGCUUGGACCCGCCUCUUCGUCAGGGUCAGACGAGAUACCCCUUCAUCGUCAUGCAGUUCAAGAAGGAUGAGGAGGUCACUAUUGAUCUCAAUCUCACCGAGGAGCAAAUAGACGAGCGCUACAAGGACCGUUUGCAGCCUCACUACGAGCAGCCUCUUCACCAAGUCAUCACCUACAUCUUCAGAGGAUUGGCCAACAAGAAGGUCACCACACCUGCGAAGGACUUCCAGACGCACCGACAACAAUUCGGUAUCAAGUGCUCCAUCAAGGCCAGCGAAGGUUUCCUGUACUGCUUGGAGAAGGCGUUUAUGUUCGUGCCGAAGCCUGCGACGUACAUUGCGUACGAGCAGACUGCUUCCGUCACAUUCUCUCGAGUCGGCGGCGCCGUUUCGGCGCUCUCCACGUUCGAUAUCACCGUUCAGAUGAAGAAUGGUGCUGGCUCAUCUCAGUUUAGCAACAUCAAUCGCGAGGAUCUUAAGGGGCUCGAGGAAUUUUUCAGACUAAAGGGCCUGCGUGUCAAGAACGAGAUCGACGAGGACGCCAAGCUUUUGGCCACUGCUCUCCGCGAUCAGGCAAUGGACGACUCUGAAGAGGAGGUCGUCGGACCGAAAGCGGAUCGCGGCUCGGCUGACGAAGACGAAGAGAGCGUUGAUGAGGACUUCCGCGCUGAGAGUGAGAGUGACGUUGCCGAGGAGUUCGACAGUGAACACGAGAGCUCGGGCUCUGGAAGCGCAGAGAGCGACGUUGACGACGAUGACGCUGACGACGCCGAGGAGGAGGAGGAGAAGGAGGAACAAGAAGAGAGGCCCAAGAAGAAGAAGAAGACUGGUUGA